Molecule: messenger RNA, 1062 nt
Organism: Paramacrobiotus metropolitanus
Lineage: Eukaryota; Metazoa; Tardigrada; Eutardigrada; Parachela; Macrobiotidae
Exons: 2
Coding region: 164-919 (251 amino acids)
Source: RefSeq, a predicted model, not a curated record
UCAUUCUAAUGACUGGGUGUGCACAGUGCAUAGUCUGAUUUAUUUCGUGAUGUUAACGUAAUGCGUAGAAUGCUGUAAUUAUUACAGUAAUAAGCGCACAAGACAAACAUGUUUUGUUUUAAUACCGGGAAUAAAAUAAUAAUAAUUAUGAUCACCGGCGAUCAUGAGACCUUUCGAAACCAUUGGACAGAAUUUACCUGUCCUAAUCGCCCUGAGUUUAAUUGGAUUAUCGCAUAGUUUACCACUGAAUUUUCGCUUUUCGCCCCGUUUCGACUAUGCUGACCGCGAAACCAAUAAGCAUGCCAGAGCUGUAGCACAGCAUUCCAAAAAGCAUCAUGCACACUCAGGCGCGGCGCACCGAUAUCCUGCCCAUCGGCGGUAUCCGCGGUCGGUGUCGGUUGAAGACAGACUUAAAUUCCUUAAAGCCCGGUUAGCUGCCUUGAAAGAUGAACUGGCAUCCCGGCAAUCAAAAACCGUGAAUCAAGACAUCGAUUCUGGAAUCAUGUUCGACAAAGAGGAUCAACAUGGAAAGGUCGACUGGCCAGCGAAACUCCACAAUAAGCACAUCUUCUCUCGAACCGUUCAAAUUCUCGGAGCAUUUCCGAAAGCCUUUCCAGAACCUCCCAUCUACCAGGUGGCCGCCGCGAAUGCUGCAAACGCAGCUGCCUUAGCCAGGAAAACCAAUCAGGAUUUAGGCGCAGUCAGCGCCGACAAGAAGAUCAUCGAUGAUCGUCGAAAACUGUUGGAUCUGAAACGGAAGCAGCAAGAGGAUUUAGAACGUCAGCAACAGCAAAUGCAAGAAGAGCAGGAAAUCCACGACAAGCAAGAGCGCAUGAGAUCGUUUGACCAACCGCGAACCCAUAUUGUGAGUGAUGAAAUGACAGAUGAGAAUGUCAUGACCGCCGAUACACCUUUCUAGUGAUGUGUCACCCAGAUGCAAAAAAUAUCUGUAAGGAUAACUGUCAUUCCUCUUACUGGAAAAGCAAAGUCUCCGGGACAUGUAGCUGAAGUGGUAUGAAGCUUUAUAUUGUAUAAUAACUGUGUAUUAAAGGCUUUAAGUUA